Messenger RNA from Pseudophryne corroboree (corroboree frog), 1949 nucleotides. RefSeq names its product proteolipid protein 1 (gene PLP1). The record is from RefSeq and is a predicted model, not a curated record. The transcript is spliced from 7 exons. The coding region runs from base 259 to 1101 and encodes 280 amino acids. Gene Ontology annotation, cellular component: myelin sheath; plasma membrane. Gene Ontology annotation, biological process: axon development; central nervous system myelination. NCBI's taxonomy places the organism in Eukaryota, Metazoa, Chordata, Amphibia, Anura, Myobatrachidae. Gene Ontology annotation, molecular function: structural constituent of myelin sheath.
GUUGCCAUUUAGGGACAGACACCCACCCUAUUUAUAUUUUAACUAAUGUAUUGCCCCAUUGAUUGCAAGUAGCCAACCUAUUGUAUAUACUAUUGCCCAGUACCCAUACAAAUGAAGAAAGGAAUGUGUUAAGGGGCUUGGCAGGCGAAUGCAAAGACUUCAAAUGACACUGUGUGGACACAGACUCUGCGGACAGUCAGUAACAGAGAGGAAAAGGUAUCAGACAACUAAGAAGAUCUCUACAAAGUUUCUAAUACCAUGGGCUGGCACGAUGGCUGUGUUCGCUGUAUGGUUGGAGUACCAGUUGCUUCAGUCAUUGCCACUGUCCUUUGUUUUGUCGGUGUGGCUCUGUUUUGCGGAUGUGGCCAUGAAGCUCUCAGUGGAACUGAGAAAUUGAUUGAAACAUACUUUUCCAAGAAUUACCAGGAAUAUGAAUACCUCAUUCAUGUGAUUAAUGGCUUCCAAUAUGUGAUUUAUGGCAUAGCCAUCUUCUUCUUCUUGUUUGGCAUUCUGCUCCUGGCUGAGGGAUUUUACACCACCACUGCAAUCAAACACAUCCUUGGGGAAUUUAAGCCAUCAGCUUUAAAAGGAGGUCUUAUCUCGACUGUUACAGGUGGACCACCUAAAAGUAGAAGUUCGAGAGCAAGGCACCCAGUCCACACUUUAGAACUACUUUGUCGUUGCUUGGGGAGGUGGCUAGGACACCCCGACAAGUUUGUUGGUGUUACCUAUGCUGUGACGAUCCUGUGGAUUUUGAUCUUCGCCUGCUCUGCUGUUCCCGUCUACAUUUAUUUCAACACUUGGAUCACAUGUCAGUCUAUUGCAUUUCCUGCUAAGACUUCAGCUGGCAUCAGUAACCUUUGUGCUGAUGCACGUAUGUAUGGGGUUCUGCCAUGGAAUUCUUUUCCUGGGAAAGUGUGUGGAGCCAGUCUACUUGCUAUCUGCAAGACCAGUGAGUUUCAAAUGACAUUUCACCUUUUCAUUGCUGCCUUUGUGGGUGCAGCUGCAACUCUUGUGGCUCUGCUCACUUAUAUGAUAGGUGCAUCUUUCAACUAUGCUGUGCUCCGAGUUACUGGCCUAAGUGAUCGUUCAAAGUUUUAGACUCCAAGCUGAGGACUGAGUAAAAACUGUCUUCACCAUUCCAUGUUCAUUACUUAUUAUUUGGAUUAUUUUUUAUUUAAUUUCAGAGUUUUAUUAACUUGACUGGUGGCUUCCAUAACUGGACUGCCCUUUAUUUCCAGCUCAUAAAGUUUUUAUCUUGAAAAUAAGCUAUCCAUCUGAAUUUAUUGCUAUGUCUAACUCUGGAAUCUGUACAAUUACACAUUGUAUUCCUAAAAUUAAAAAAGCAGUGAUGUUGUGAAAUUAAAGUACAUGAUUCAGUUGGAAACCACUUUACUUGUUGAAGAUCAGGGGGAUAAAAAGAAAAUCUAUUAAAAAAAAAGAAAAGAAGUAAGGAUAUAGAAGAAAAAAAUAUUUAAAAAUUGUUUUAGAUGAACUCCAUAUUUUAUACAAAAAUAUCCCAUUAUUAGAUUUGAGAUGCUACUCAAGUUUUUUAAAUAAUUAAAUGUACAUUGUACCAAUCUAAAGCGAGGUUUGUAAUGGACACAGCAUUGGUACCUUUACUAGUAGAUAAUCAGCAAGACAUUAAAAUACAAAAAGAUAAAGUAUGAUACCGGAGACUUAACACUGAAAUACUUUCCUUGCUGCACAUCAACCAAUUUCUCCAGCACACAAAUGCAAUAAUACACAUUCUGCAACUAUUUAAAGUAAUUCUAAAUGUAAGUUAUAACAAUCCAUAAGAAAUAUACUGAACUUUUAUAUUAAAUUGCAUUAAUUUUAUUAGAAGCACAGGUAAAUAAGAUAAAACAAAACAACUGAUCCAUUAGUAAAUAUAUGGAAAACAUAUCUAAAUUAGGGGCAGAUGUAUUAACCUGGAGAAAGCAUAAGGA